This is a messenger RNA of Prorocentrum cordatum, 2299 nucleotides long. NCBI's taxonomy places the organism in Eukaryota, Dinophyceae, Prorocentrales, Prorocentraceae. The record is from the annotation of a GenBank genome assembly.
AGCGCCGCGUCGCUCAGGGUCUUCCGCGCGGCGCCCCUCGCCAAGACCAUUUGGGGCACAGCCGACCUCGGCAUCUCCGGCGCUUCGUCGCGCCAUCUCCGCGCACCGGCUGUCAAGUCUGUCGGGGGAGUGCCUCGUGGGGCAAGCGCCGUUCUUGAAAAUUCCCCAGGCGCUUAUCGGACUGGCGCGAGGACCCGCUGGACGUCGCGGCGCCGCUCUGCAUCGGAGAGUUCGCGCGCGUCUACCAGGGCAAGUCGGCGAUCGAGGAGGGGCAGAAGAGCGGUUUCGAGGACGCCCGGAGGGUGUCCCAGCUGGCUAGGCCUUGGGAAGCGGCGAAGCAGCCAGCGGCAGCGCUUGCCCUUGCACUGCGCACGCUGAUCUGGAUGUUAGAUUUAAACAAUGGCGCGGUCCACGACGACGCGGGCAGAAUCUGGCCCCUGACUAAGUUCUCGCCAGCCUUCUUCGGCCACCGGGUCAAUGCCGGGGCGCGAUGGGCUUUCGAUGUGGACGAGCAGGCUGGCCAUGCGUCGUCCACAGUCUGCAACGGGCCCGUGUUCUGGGCCCCGCUACUUGAGUUGUUAUGUCAGAAGAAUGUUCCAGUUUGUCAUGGUCAUCACAAAAGUUGCCCGCAAGCGAUGGCUGCCAACGUUUAUUUGAGUCAGGGGCGCAUGCAUCUUCAUGCGCAGGCGGUCCCAAGUGUGCGUCAGCUCUGCCAUGGGGUUGCGGGUGCCAGUUUCCACCGUCGAUUUGUGCGUCCAGCCCGUGAUGAUUGGAUGCUUGGCGAAGGGGUGAUUUAGAUGACUGCCCUUGGAGUUUCGGAGGGAUUCACUGGGACAUCGACGCUGUCGAUUGUGGGCUGGGGGUGUUCUGCCGCGGGCUACUUCCAGAUCCAGGUCGCAUCGUCGGCGGGCCAGUCAGGCUGGCCGAGGGCCCCUACAUGCAGCAUGCAGAGAGCCGGGUGGCCUCGCGAAAGGAUGCUCUCGCAGCAGGGCGAGCGCGCGUGCGAAGAUGGGGCGGGUCUCGAGAUUUUGCGGCCGUCGCCAAAAGUGGCCGGUUGGUCUGUUGUCAUCGGCGACUGCAGCGGCGAGGUGGUCUCAGCCCUGUUCGGCGUUGUGGCUCUCGCUGAAGGAUUAGAUCAUGUUGCCAGAGACGGAGGAGAUUUUCAGUUUCUCACGCCCCCGAGGAAUGCUGCAGCGGUUCCGGGUGUCACGGUCCACAUCGAUUGUUCGGGCGCUCUGGGGUGCGCGGGUCUGUUGGGCAAUUCGGCUUCGUCUUGGGCAUCGGAGCAGGGAGCGCGCUGGCGGGGCAAGAUCGGCGGCCGAUUCCAAGGUGUCAAGCUCGAGAAGGUGAGCUCUCAAAUGCCACACUAUGCGGUCUGACAGGGCCAAAUGUCCCAUCGAGAGUGGAGAGGAAAUCGGAAGGCCGAUCGGCUGGCGAAAGAGUGUGCGCAGCCUUUCCGAGCAGCAGAAGACGAGUUGUUCCUGCUUGGAGGUCUUCGCGAGAUUGCCCGACGCGUUGCGAGGCGCGGUGGAAUUCAGCAAGCUUCGCUUUCCCACGCCGGGUUCAGGGACCACGUGGGCUUCGAGAGGAUGAGUAAGAUCGAGUUGGUGCCCACCCUUGGCCUUUCUAUACCUGCUUGUUGUGAACGGGAGCCCCAAGAUCCCGAGGGGGUCGAGGUACCUUUGGAGACCGACCCCGGCGAGUUCGUUCUUGUGUCUUGGGAUUGAAACGGGCACCUCGACACGAAGGCCAUGGUGCUUGAAGAAGGGGUCCAGGUAGACUCCAUGAUCUUUUGUACGAUGCGCGGCAGUAGUGGUUCUUGUGGCUCCGUGCUGAACCCAGGUGCAAGUUGAAGUCACGCUGAUGUCUCCGCAGUGCCAGUGGAGGGCGAAAUCUAUCCAAGGUCGGGCGGGGGGCUCCACCCACUGACGUCGGCGGGGGUCUGAAUCUGUUCGGGAUCACCCAGUGGGCGCCCUUCCUGGAGGACUCGGUGGAGGGUAGGAGUGGCGGCCAGGCCCUCCUUUUCGCGCCCUUCGAAUUAAAAAAUUCGUUCCAGGGGCGGGGCCCCUUGGAUCAACCUCGAACGGGGUUUGGCCCUUUUUGGCUUCUCGGCAGACGAAGCGCGGACAUUGGGGACCCAGGCCCGCGAGGUGGCCCGCUCCCGUCCAGUGGAGGAGGAUGACACCUUCCCUGACGGGCCAUGACGGCCCAGCGUUCGUUUUUGGCGCUGCCCGACGCCCCCUUCGCGUCUAGGGCGCUUCCUUCAUGAGGUGGCAUUUUUUGCCGCCUAGCUUGCGAG